CUACGAUAUAAAUUGUUGUACAAAUUUUUAGCGGGCGUCUAUAAAACGAGGAUGGCGGAUGAGCAACUCUUCAGUUGCAAAGCAAAGUGCGACGAUUCGUCUUAACAAAGUUUAAAAUGUUCCUCGUUUCCAAGAUGUUGUGGGUCGUCGUUGUGGUCGUCGUUCUAGUGUCGAUGGUGGAUGCCUCUAAGAAAGGACGAGGCAGAGGUGGCCGAGGCGGUGGCUACGGUGGUAGCAGUCAAAUGAGUUCCUACGUUCAAUCAGCUCAACCUUACGGUCAAGUGAUGUGUAUGGUACCGUGCUCAAGUGUUGGUGGUGGCUACGGGGGUGGAUAUGGAGGUGGUCAGGCAGCUCGCCCGAUGACCGGAGGUUACGGUGGCGGUCAUUCCGCUCGUCCCACUCUAACUGGAACAUACGGAGCUGCACAACCCGCUCGACCCUCGAAAGGUAAAGGAGGUAAAUCUCAAGGUGGCCGUCCUAUGAGUGGUGGAUAUGGAGCUGGUCACGCAAAUUCCAUGAGCGGAGGUUAUGGAGGAGCUCAAGUUUCUGCUCCAUUCGCUGGAGGUUAUGGCGGAGGUCACGCCGCUCCCUCAGCUGGAGGAUACGGUCAACAAGCCGGUGGAUAUGGAGGUAGUCGUCCAGCACCUGGCCCUGUCGCUGGAGGAUAUGGCGGAAGUCCCAUGGCUCCAACUCACGCAACUGGAGGAUAUGGUGGUGCUCAGGCAGCCGCUCCGGCUGCUGGAUAUGGAGGUGGCCACGCAGCUCCAUCUCCCUCUGCCGGAGGAUAUGGUGGUAGUCACUCCGCUCCAGCUCCUUCCGCCGCAGGAUAUGGUGGUAGCCACGCCGCUCCCGCAGUCGGAGGAUAUGGCGGUGGACAUUCCGCGGCCAUUCCUGCAGCUUCAACUUACGGCGGAGGCCAUGCUGCCGCCGCACCCGCGGCCCCAAGUUACGGUGCUGGCCAAAGCGCUGCAGGAGGAAGCUACGGCCGUUAAAAAUUUCCAAGAGUCCAGCAUCUGCCAUCAUUGGUGGUAGAUUUGUACUAUAAAACAUUGGUAUAUCAGCCGCAGCCAAACGAUAUUUAAAAAAAGCCGUUCCAACUCUGGAAGAAAUUAAUCAGACAAACAAAUUCCUUGUUCAAAAGUGUAUUACAAAUGUAAAUUAAAUCCACAAAACAAUACACUUUUUUUUUUUUAAUAUA
Molecule: messenger RNA, 1198 nt
Organism: Daphnia magna
Lineage: Eukaryota; Metazoa; Arthropoda; Branchiopoda; Diplostraca; Daphniidae
Product: keratin, type I cytoskeletal 9
Exons: 5
Coding region: 117-992 (291 amino acids)
Source: RefSeq, a predicted model, not a curated record